Molecule: messenger RNA, 662 nt
Organism: Phytomonas sp. EM1
Lineage: Eukaryota; Euglenozoa; Kinetoplastea; Trypanosomatida; Trypanosomatidae
Source: the annotation of a GenBank genome assembly
UAGUGUUAAGCAAUAGUGGGCAGUGCGAGAAAAUAGCGAAAACGCUUUUUUAAUAGAAAUUCUUCUAUCAUUUUUAGACUACUUAGGCAAUGUUCAGAUUCGAUGCGGUAUUACGCAAGAAUCCUGUUAUAUUUAAACAGGGCCAAGGUAUGUUCACGCACCAACUCAAGCGUAUUCUUAAUAAGAAAUCGCUUCAUAAGUACACCUGGGAUCCACUUCCAAUGUACGACCCCCGCAAGCUUGUGCAUGCUAAUCGUUACAUUGAUCACGAUACUUACGAAGAGAAAUACUCACCACACUGGAUGAAUAAUGCGCAUCUGGUCCCUGAUCAGCAGUUUUACCACAUCCCAGUACCUGCCGAGUACAAGGACGCAUACUGGUGGCGUGAUCUGCAGGCUCGGCGUGUCCAGUGUCCAGUUGAGUGGGUAAGUCACCGAAUGUACAGUAAAGCAGAUCGUCGGAAGUACGAUUUUCAAGAUCUAGCUUUUCGGAAGAAGUUUGAAUACUCCUUUGAUGAGGUAGUAAACAACGCGAAGGAGAUGAGGAGCUGAAAGGUAGGAAUAUGGAAUACAUAUUUCCGGAGAAUGUAUCCUAUUUUCCACUUUUUAUCUGCUGUAACAAGAAUGAAAAUUGAUCGUGUAUAAAAAAAUAUAUCCAUUAAA